ACUCUCCAUUAUCGCAGCAGCGACGGAGAACGUCGUUCGAUAGCGACGACAAUUGAAAAGCGAAAAUACGAAAAUACAAAAUAACAAUAUUCAACGUCGGCUGGCCCCCGCGAUAAGAUAAACAUCGAUAUUCGUGUUCGAAAACUAACCAUUUUCGCACCUUCAUUUGCAGAUUUGUGGCCAGUCUUCGCUUGGAUCGCCGUUGGGACGGAACAAACAGCACAACAGGAGCACACAAUGGCAGCCACCGAGGGGUCCGCGCGAAUCCAGUUCAAGGCGCUGAAGGGAUUUCCGGCGAUCGGCACUGAUAAGCUGGAGACACAGGCCUUCCUCGCCGCCUCCAAGGAGAUAGUAACCGUCAUAGAGAGCUUCGGCAAACUAUUUACGCCCGUGAUCAGCGACAUGAACGGAAACAUAAACAAACUGACGAAAGCCUAUGGGGCGGAUGUUUUGAAGUACCAAUAUCUGGAGGAUUUGAUCGUGCUGAAUGUGAACGUGGACGACUUCGCGGCCAACGCGCUGCUCUGGCUGAAGCGCGGCCUCCAGCUCAUCUGCACCUUCUUCGAGAACAUCUACAACGAUGCCCAGGCCAAGGAGACGCUGAAGCAGCACCUGCAGGACGCCUACGAGCGCACUCUGAAGCCCUACCACGGCUUCAUUGUCCAGAGCACAAUCAAGAUCAUCUACAGCUGGGUGCCCACGCGCAGCCAGCUGCUGGGCCAGGGAGCCGCCCAGGUAGAGAACAUCGAGGUGCUGACCAGCUUCCUGCCCACGAUGCGCGCCCAUCUGGACGCGAUCGAUGCCCUGCUGAAGGCGCACAAUCUGGACGAUGCCCGGAAGGUGUGAUCGGCGGUCACCGCACCGUUCUCUAGCUUAGCUUAGCUUAAAUAGCUUAUCCUACUUUAUUAUUUAUGCCAAUGUCCAAGUAAACCUCAGAGCCUUACUAUA
Drosophila biarmipes is the source of this 948-nucleotide messenger RNA. RefSeq names its product glycolipid transfer protein. Gene Ontology annotation, molecular function: ceramide 1-phosphate binding; ceramide 1-phosphate transfer activity. The transcript is spliced from 4 exons. NCBI's taxonomy places the organism in Eukaryota, Metazoa, Arthropoda, Insecta, Diptera, Drosophilidae. The record is from RefSeq and is a predicted model, not a curated record. Gene Ontology annotation, biological process: intermembrane lipid transfer; ceramide transport. Gene Ontology annotation, cellular component: cytosol; membrane; cytoplasm. The coding region runs from base 238 to 846 and encodes 202 amino acids.